This is a messenger RNA of Cicer arietinum (chickpea), 2053 nucleotides long. RefSeq names its product glycogen synthase kinase-3 homolog MsK-2. The record is from RefSeq and is a predicted model, not a curated record. Lineage: Eukaryota; Viridiplantae; Streptophyta; Magnoliopsida; Fabales; Fabaceae. Gene Ontology annotation, molecular function: ATP binding; protein serine/threonine kinase activity. Gene Ontology annotation, cellular component: nucleus; cytoplasm. Gene Ontology annotation, biological process: cell differentiation; signal transduction; peptidyl-threonine phosphorylation.
UCAUUGCGAAAUUUUCAUCGGUCGGUCAAAAGAGCUGAAAAAAAGAAGAAGAAGCAUAUGGGCGUUUGUAUUAUGUUGACUAAUGAGAUUAGAUAAGAAGAUAGAAUCGGACCCCUCAAAACAAAAACUUCGUCAAUCAUUUCCAUUUGUCUUAACUUCUUCUCUUUUAUUCUUCUAUCUUCUCCGUUUUCACUCUUUUGUCUCUUCUCUUCUUUCCGAAUCCACUUUCCCCUCAAUCAGGAUCCGUCUUCUUAAAUCAACAUCUCUUUUAUUUUUUAUACAUUUUGUUGCUAAAAUAAAAGUGGUGCUCAAUUCAAUAAAAGUGGUGCUAAAUUCAAUAGCUAAUUUGUUCUUUAGGGUUCUACUUCUAUUUUCAUCUAUAUACUAACCUAUUAUUUGAGGUAGUUGAUUGAAUUGAAGCUGCAACAAAAUCUUUUUGAUCUACUUUGCUUCUGGUGAUGGCAUCAGCGGGUGUAGCACCUGCUUCUGGGUUAAUAGAUGUAAAUACAAGUUCAGUUGUUGCUGCUGAUAGGUUACCUGAUGAAAUUCAUGGCAUGAAAAUUAAGGAUGACAAGGAAAUGGAAGCAAAUGUGGUUGAUGGAAAUAGUACCGAAGCAGGACAUGUAAUUGUAACUAUCAUUGGGGGUAAAAAUGGCCAGCCAAAGCAGACAAUAAGCUACAUGGCUGAGCGUGCUGUUGGACAUGGAUCAUUUGGUGUCGUUUUCCAGGCAAAAUGCUUGGAGACAGGUGAAACUGUGGCUAUCAAGAAGGUUCUUCAAGACAAGAGGUACAAGAACCGGGAAUUGCAAACAAUGCGCCUUCUGGAUCACCCCAAUGUUGUUACUUUGAAGCAUUGUUUCUUUUCAACAACCGAAAAAGAUGAGCUCUACCUUAACUUGGUACUUGAGUAUGUUCCUGAGACUGUCUAUCGGGUGAUCAGACACUACAGCAAAAUGAAUCAGAGGAUGCCAUUGAUAUAUGUAAAACUUUAUUUUUACCAGAUAUGUAGAGCACUAGCUUAUAUUCAUAACUGUGUUGGAGUGUCUCAUAGGGACAUAAAACCUCAAAAUUUACUGGUCAAUCCUCACACCCACCAGCUGAAGCUUUGUGACUUUGGGAGUGCAAAAGUCCUGGUCAAAGGUGAACCAAACAUAUCGUACAUCUGUUCUAGGUAUUAUAGAGCUCCUGAGCUUAUAUUUGGGGCAACCGAGUACACCACAGCCAUUGACAUUUGGUCAGCUGGCUGUGUACUUGGAGAACUAUUGCUUGGCCAGCCUCUAUUUCCUGGUGCGAGUGGAGUAGAUCAGCUGGUUGAAAUUAUCAAGGUUUUAGGUACCCCAACAAGAGAAGAAAUAAAGUGUAUGAAUCCUAACUACACCGAGUUCAAAUUCCCACAAAUCAAAGCACAUCCAUGGCAUAAGAUCUUUCGUAAGCGUAUGCCACCAGAAGCUGUGGAUCUCGUCUCAAGACUACUGCAAUACUCUCCUAAUCUUCGAAGCACAGCUUUGGAGGCCCUGGUUCAUCCAUUCUUAGAUGAAUUGCGUGAUCCAAAUACCCGCUUACCAAAUGGGCGUCAUCUUCCACCUUUAUUUAACUUCAAAGCAAAUGAGCUUAAAGGAGUCUCUGCUGAAAUGCUGGUGAAGCUGAUUCCCUUGCAUGCAAGAAAGCAGUGUGCCUUGUUUGUGUCAUAGACUUAGAAUGUUGGUUUAUGUAAAUAUUAUCUAAUCCCUGUCUGUAGAAGUGUAUCUAGUUUGUUUCAGGUUGUUAAUAGUUUUCCCCCUUUGUAAUUUGUUCUAUUAAUUUGUUUGUACGGUUUUACUCCAAGAAAACAACAUCAACUUCCAAUUUGUUAUUUUUGUCACUGCCUGUAGAAAGCUGUUUGAGAAGCUUCUAGUUGAUGUCUCUAUACGAUUUAAUUGUUUUCCUUAUCUUCAACUUUUCAAGGAUUGUAUUAACUAUUAACUAGAUCACCAUCACAAUGUAACCUAGGUAGGGGGUGUUUUAAAGCUUGCUUGGUAUUCGCUCCCUUAAUAAUGAGAAGUUUGACUUCUAA